ACCUACUAGAUAGCGUAGCGACAGCCAAAUUAGAGUUUAGCCGUUGCUUCAUCAUUUUUUUCAACAUAUUUGUUGAUAAGUUAUUAAUAAAAACGAUAAUAUAUAUUUGAAUACGAGCAAAAAAUAUGUAAAUAUUUAAUAGUAAAAAUUCUCUAAGUUUUAGUUUUAAAAAGUUCUACUUUUUGCACAACAAUUAUAAAGUGAUGAUUACAAAAACCGUAUAAAGAAUUUAUAACAAUCUUCUGAUGGUAUUAUGUACUGUAAACGCUAAAACACAUUAUAUAUGUGUGUAACAUAGAAGUGUGUCAAAUUUUUCAAAUUAGCACGAAAUUUAUUUAUUACUUGAAAACAAUGCAUUUAUCUCCAAAGAGAAUGCAUAAAUGUACCAUAUGUGAGAAAUCUUAUGUAUUUAAGACUUCCUUAAGGCGGCAUUCUGCAAUUCAUACCAAACCAGUAUCAAGCUGGGAUCAAUGCCCAGUAUGUGGUAAACGUUUUUUGACAAAAUGUCAAUUACAUAGGCAUGAAAAAGUUCAUUCAUUGUUGCGUCCGUAUGAAUGUGACAUAUGCAGAAAAACUUUUAAAGGGAAGCGGAAUCUACAGGUACACAUUGAAAUUCAUUUUUCUCAUGGGAAACCUUAUAAGUGCGAUACAUGUGGUAAAUAUUUUGCGAGAAAAAAUCUCUUAUCUCUUCAUAAAAGAAUUCAUUCAUUAUUGAGUCCGUACGAAUGUGACACAUGCAAAAAAACUUUUAAAACUAAGCAGAAUUUAAGGCAACAUAUUAAAAUACAUUUUCCUCGUGAGAAACCUUAUCAGUGCAAUAUAUGCAAUAAAAGUUUUUUGAAAAAAGACCAAUUAGUUGGUCAUGGAGCAGUUCAUUCAUUGUGGCGUCCGUACGAAUGUGACGUGUGUAAAAAAACUUAUAAAAGUAAGCGAAAUUUAAAGCAACAUGUUGAAGUUCAUUUUUCUUGUGAGUCACCUUAUUUGUGCCCGCUAUGUGAUAAGAAGUUUCCGUUCAAACGCCAUUUUAAUAAUCAUAUAUGGAGACAUAGCAAAAUUCAGUCUUCACGUUAUUUGUGCCACGUAUGUAAUAAAUAUUUCGAGUCACAAUCAAAGUUAAAUCGUCAUAAUAGUAGUCAUUUGCAGUACAUAUGUGACACAUGUGGAAACAUUUAUAAACACAAAUCGAAUUUCGAGAAGCAUAAAAUAUGUCAUGAAAAGAAAUCAAUUAUUGAAACAAGGAAAAAACUGAGGAAAGUAACCAUUCAUGGUUUCACAGUUUUCAUAAAAAGUGAAAAGUCAGAAAAGGCGUGUGUAAAUAAGCAGAAACGUUUCUUUCGAUCUUGAUUGUUACCACUUUUAUCGCGAUGAUGAGUGAACGUCUUUCAGUGAUAUUUCUUACAAUUAGAUGUGUUUCUCGAUUCAUGUCAUAUAUAUAUAUAGUAGCUGUUAUCGCAGUAAUAGAUUGUGUUUACUGACAGAACAUGAGAAAAUAAAAAUAAUAGCGCGCCUGUGUAUAUAUAUAUAUAUAUUU
This is a messenger RNA of Pseudomyrmex gracilis, 1531 nucleotides long. Its product is annotated as zinc finger protein 429-like. The record is from RefSeq and is a predicted model, not a curated record. The transcript has 9 exons. The coding region runs from base 352 to 1344 and encodes 330 amino acids. Gene Ontology annotation, biological process: regulation of transcription by RNA polymerase II. Lineage: Eukaryota; Metazoa; Arthropoda; Insecta; Hymenoptera; Formicidae. Gene Ontology annotation, cellular component: nucleus. Gene Ontology annotation, molecular function: RNA polymerase II transcription regulatory region sequence-specific DNA binding; DNA-binding transcription factor activity, RNA polymerase II-specific.